Messenger RNA from Phaedon cochleariae (mustard beetle), 525 nucleotides. The record is from the annotation of a GenBank genome assembly. NCBI's taxonomy places the organism in Eukaryota, Metazoa, Arthropoda, Insecta, Coleoptera, Chrysomelidae.
UCGUCAUAUAAAUUUGGACUGAAAAUCUUGAUCAUUUCGAAGCAGAUAUGCCUGGCAAAGCUACUUGGUUCACACCUAUAGCAGUUCUUAAAAAUAGACAAGAAGCUUGGAAGAAGAUUGACGAUAAUGGAUGGAAAGCUGCACCGGUAGAUCUUGACAAGGAAAUAACGUUCUUCAACAAUAACUCUCAACAUCGUUCAUUGCCAGAGUACGAUCUAUAUUUCGCUUACACCAAAACCCUUCCUCUGUGGGAUGAAAGGAAAAACAGGGACAAUAGGCGCUUUUUACCUGAUAUACACGAGAAUAUCUUCCAGCAGGAGAAAGAUAAACCAGUUCCCGCCUUAUCAUCCAUGAAUUAUGGAAGACCCUGUAGAACGACCUAUGACAAGCCAGAGGGAACAUUCAGAAGGCAGAAUGCCACGUCAGAUUUCAAAAGAAGAAGAGGUGUGGCAUGUGUUAAAGAAAGACAAAAACCCGUAUGAAUAUUCAAAUGUUGUGAGAGAAUAAAUUUUCUUUACAAUCUGA